CCAGUUUUUAUAACCAGUAUCAGGUCAUUCCAGACCUCUCCACUAAUUCGUGACAUUGAUUCAGUUGCUAAAUUCAUUGGUGCUGGUGCUGCAACAGUCGGUGUCGCCGACUCCGGUGCUGGUAUGGGCACAGUGUUCGGUUCCCGCAUUAUCGGUUAUGCCAGAAGUCCAUCGUUGAAACAACAAACCACAAGAGCGNUGGGCCAGUUCAGUGAUGAACAAGGCGAACACUUUCACCAAGAAAUAGCUACAAUUCGAUUUCUUUUUUCAUUCCGAUCGUUUAUGAUCAAAAAAAUGCUGGUCAGUACAACGAGAAACUGA
Rhagoletis zephyria (snowberry fruit fly) is the source of this 321-nucleotide messenger RNA. Its product is annotated as ATP synthase lipid-binding protein, mitochondrial-like. NCBI's taxonomy places the organism in Eukaryota, Metazoa, Arthropoda, Insecta, Diptera, Tephritidae. Gene Ontology annotation, molecular function: proton transmembrane transporter activity. The record is from RefSeq and is a predicted model, not a curated record. Gene Ontology annotation, biological process: proton motive force-driven ATP synthesis.